AGCACUGUGGGACACCCGGCAACGUGGGGUGGGAAGGAAGCCUCCGAGGGUCAGAUCUUAGCGACGCGGGAAGUCCAGACACCAGAACUGUCUGAAGAGGAGGCCUGAGGCGGAGAAGGCUCGGGCUCCAGCGGAGGCAAUGGCGGAGGGGGAGGAGGACCUAAAUCUGCCCAACGCCGUCAUUACUAGGAUCAUCAAGGAAGCGCUCCCGGACGGCGUCAACAUCUCCAAGGAGGCCCGGAGCGCCAUCUCCCGCGCCGCCAGCGUCUUCGUUCUGUAUGCCACAUCCUGUGCGAACAACUUCGCAAUGAAAGGGAAGCGAAAGACUCUGAAUGCCAGUGAUGUGCUGUCAGCCAUGGAAGAGAUGGAGUUCCAGCGGUUCAUUUCACCAUUGAAAGAAGCCCUAGAAGCUUACAGGCGGGAGCAGAAAGGCAAGAAGGAAGCUUCCGAGCAAAAGAAGAAGGACAAAGACAAAAAGACAGAUUCCGAAGAGCAGGACAAGAGCAGGGAGGAAGAUGAUGAAGAUGAAGAAAGACUAGAAGAGGAAGAGCAGAAUGAAGAGGAGGAAGUAGACAACUGAGUCGAGAGAAUGGGCACUCUGCGGCACCAUGGGAGUGACCAACCUCCCUGAGAUGUUUUUAUGCGAAGCCUUUCCCUGCAAGGCAGAGCCAUCUUCGGCACAGGUGCCUAAGAUCAGAAUAAAAACUGACCAGAAUGAUCAAAACCAGCUCUUGCCAGGCUGAGGGCAUCAGAGUAACAGAAACCUGUUUUGCUGAAUCAGUCUGGAGGUUGUGACUUUUUAGUAUAAGGGAUUCUGACUGACUAAAUAGUUUGAUGUCAUUUGUUUACUUAAGUAUGUGGCUAGCUAGUUUUUGAUCCCAUUUCCCUGACCCUCCAAAAAAGUAAUAACUUCCAUGUUGCUUGCCUGCUGUGUUCUGGAUCACAGAAGCACUCAAGGCUCAGGGGGAGGAAAUGGGGCUUUGAUCAUGGUCACCCUGUUUGAUUGUACAGUAUCUGGCAAUAGGUAUUAAUGGUCAGAAUGGUUGCGCUUUAGGAAAUGACUAAAAGGCUGUGAGAGAAUAAGGUAAUCUCUUCACUGGAUGGUAGCAUUACUUGUUUGUUUUGUUUUCUAGACUUAAUUAGCCUGUAGCCCUUCUUUGUUGACUAUAGAUGUUCAGUCUUCUGGGGUGGCUGCACUCCUACACAUACACUCUUAAAUUCUCAGUGUUGAUUAAAUUCUGUCCAAAAAGGGUGUCAAUUCUUAAAAACAGGUGACUUAAUCUUAGGGUAACUCAGUGCCUGCCACUGUAGGAUUUAGUGCUACCUCCUGGAAGGUAUAAAAUCCCAGGUUUUCUCUUGCUUAGUCCAUCUCCCUGACUUGCAGCUGCUGCUUUUCAUUCCUUGAACUCUUGACAAGUUCCAGAUGUUAUUUCCUCUAGGCAUAGCCUUUUCCCUCUCCAUCUCCUGCCUCUGCUUCCCAGCCCCUCUUUCUCCUUUUCUUAAUUCAUCUUCCAGUCUAGGAACUUUGGUAACCCAUGUAGUGUCGCACAGUGCCAGUUCCUCAGAUUCCUUAGUCCUACUCUCCUGAAACGCCUCUGAACCUUAAGGUAAAUGUAACGGUGCUCAGGAAUCUAGCAGCACAGCCACCACUGCUGUGGCUUUUGAAGUGUCUGUUGGCCUUUCCUUUCUCCCCAUUUAGUGCUCCAAGCACCCUUUUUUUUUUUUUUUUUUUUUUUUUUUUUUUUUUUUUUUUUUGGUCUUAGUUGAGCACUUGAGGUUGAAAAGUAAUGUAAUAUAGUUGGAUACUGUUAGCUAGUUGAGUGAAUACAAUGAAGAGUUUAUUGAAAGUGAUGAGACUGUUGAGAAGAUUUUAAUGCUUUUUACAAAUAAAGAACAUUCUUGUUUAAAAUGGU
Cricetulus griseus (Chinese hamster) is the source of this 1913-nucleotide messenger RNA. Lineage: Eukaryota; Metazoa; Chordata; Mammalia; Rodentia; Cricetidae. The record is from RefSeq and is a predicted model, not a curated record.